Molecule: messenger RNA, 940 nt
Organism: Closterium sp. NIES-65
Lineage: Eukaryota; Viridiplantae; Streptophyta; Zygnematophyceae; Desmidiales; Closteriaceae
Source: the annotation of a GenBank genome assembly
GUACUGAGUCGUCCUCGUCCUCCCCCUCACUUUCACACUUGACUCCGGAGCUUCUCGCUCUCUUCUUUCGAGACCGCACUACCCUUUCGCCGCUCGCCAGGACGGUUGCGGUCUCCCUUGCUGACCCCUCUGGGGGUCCUGUCCUGUCUCACUUCUCCACUGUCCUCCCGUGUCCGGCUGCCCCUUCGGGCACCCUGUCGGUGGCUGCGUCGGGUCAGGUACUUGCUGCUGCGUCCCGGUCAGGUCCUGAGUCUGCCCCCCUGUUCUUGUCGCCUCCUGUCUCACGAGACUCUCCUGUGGCACCACCGUCUUGGCCACCCCUCCUUGCCCCGUCUUCGGAGCAUGGCUUCCCGUGUCCUUGUCUCUGGUCUUCCCAGUCUCUCCCUCCUCUCCCCUCCCGGCCAGGACCUUCCUGUGUCCCCUGUGUCGAGGGUCGCCUCCGGGCUACUCCUCACUCCUCCCACUUCCCCCCGACAGAGGCUCCCCUGCAGACGCUUCACAUGGAUGUGUGGGGCCCAGCCCCCGUCCGUGGGCAGGGUUACGAGCGCUACUUCCUGUUGGUGGUUGACGACUACUCGCGUUACACCACAGUCCUCCCCUUGCGCAGCAAGGGUGCGGUCACUGAGGUGCUGAUCGACUGGAUCCGCGAGGCUCGUCUCCAGCUCAGGAAGAGCUUCGGCUCGGACUUUCCUGUUCUGCGUCUGCACUCUGACAGAGGCGGAGAGUUCUCUUCUCGCCUUCUGCGAGACUACUGUCGUGCACGGGGGAUCCGCCAGACCUUCACGCUUCCGGACUCACCACAGCAAAAUGGGAUUGCUGAGCGCCGCAUUGGCAUGGUCAUGGAUGUCGCUCGUACGUCCAUGAUGCAUGCGGCUGCCCCCCAUUUUCUGUGGCCGUUUGCGGUGAGGUACGCGGCGCAUCAGCUCAACCUUCACCCCGG